Melampsora larici-populina 98AG31 is the source of this 1884-nucleotide messenger RNA. RefSeq lists its product as uncharacterized. The coding region runs from base 1 to 1884 and encodes 627 amino acids. Gene Ontology annotation, cellular component: cytosol. Gene Ontology annotation, biological process: regulation of Golgi organization. The record is from RefSeq and is a predicted model, not a curated record. The transcript has 10 exons. NCBI's taxonomy places the organism in Eukaryota, Fungi, Basidiomycota, Pucciniomycetes, Pucciniales, Melampsoraceae.
AUGUCUACCCUCGAUCAGACACCUCCAACUUCAAACGCCCAGACUCAAUCCUCAUCAACUUUGCCUCCUAACCCCAGCCGUACCCUGAAAUGGUAUGUUACCAUUGAUCGCAUACUUUCGCCCACGGGUGAGCCUAUCGCAACGAGCGAGGAAGAGCGAGAAAGGUUUUAUCUUGACCUCUUUUGCCUCAAAGUCGAUUCAGCUGUGUUAGCUACCAAGUUGAACGAAAUCACAGUUGAAGACUUAUUAAAAAUCUAUCAAUCCAACCUAUCAGACUUAUUUCAGUAUGCUGUCAAGUGUCUCAAACCUUCAGAUGAUGAUGAAAUGGAUGAGAUUCGAUUACCCAACGUGAUCACUACUUUAUCAAUCAUUUGUCGGGAGAUCUUGAAAAAGAAAGAUUUCCAAAACUUUAGUAUUGAUAUCAUCAAUCUCUUUGCUGGGUCCUUGGACAACAGUGAUCAAUUAUUUUCAGAAUUAGUAGCAGGAAUUGAUCGUAUUCUUGCAGACUUCAAUCAAAGUCUCCUCAUUCGGCAUAAAACACUUCAACUGGCAUUAUCCAUUGUUUCAGCCAUUAAUCAAGGAUCAAUAAAUGCUUAUUUUCUUCGUAGAGACCUUUUCAGCACCCUCGCUGGGAUUGUUUCUGAUCCGAGGACCGUUUCAAUGACAUUCGAUGGCGUACUACUACUAGGUUUACUGGCAAACUUCCGUCGUUUCGAGUCCAGGAAUCCAUACUUGGUUCGAAUGGAGGAUUAUGUUGAUGAAAAGGCGAUGGAACGGAUCAUUACCUUGAGUGUUCUUGCAUUGGGUGAUGUACGCUCUGGGUAUAUGGAAGCUCAGGAAGAGAAAACGACUUCAUUACUUGGAAAUGUCAUGGGUGCAUUAAGCUCAAUCAAACCAUCAAAUCCCACCCCACCAAGCGAGCCAUUUCGAACUCACCCACUCAUGCCAACUUGUAUACUUUUACCACUCUUUGAUUUCUUGAGGGCCAACACGACUUUCUUGAAUGUCUUAAUGGCAGAUGAUGAGUUUUGGGCUGAAUAUUUAUCAUUUGCUAGUUACUUAUUUUCUCAUGCAAGUGCUAGCAAACGGUCAAGAGCUUAUGCUAGACUUGUACUGGUCACCCUGAUCGUUUUAAUUGAGGAAGGUGGAUUAGUCUUGAGUCAACGUGAAAGACAAGUGACUGUGAAAUUCUGUAGACAGCGACAACCUCAAUUACCUCUGAUUUCAGAUCAACCAAGACCACCGAUUAGCUCAGUCUUAGAUCUUACGAUUCUUUUCUUACGACAUAAUCUUAGAAGAGAACUUGAUAUUGAAAGUUAUUUAGAUUCUUUAAGACUGGUUCAUAGUGUUUUAGUUAAUCUUCAAGCUCAUCAAGUUAGAUUAGAUUAUGAUUGGACUGGAUUAUGGAGAGCUUUAGUUUGUGUGGGAUCAUUGGUUGGUGGACGUGGUGGUGAAUUAAAACAAUUCCCAAAUAUCGAUAAAGUAGCUCAACAGAUUUUAGAUGUCUUUUCAUUUGCAGUGAUUUGGUCUGAAACCCUUUUUAUGGACACAGAUGGAGUAGCAGGAUUAUACUAUGAAAUCUUAAGAGCAUCACAUACCAUUCGACAAUUACUUAAAAUCGCAGGUCUUUGUCCAACUGAACCAUUAACUAAUACGAUACCUACUAUUGGAAUCAUUUCAUCUAGCGCAGGCGCAGGUACGAUUGAAGGUGGUAAAAAUUUAGAAAUGAUUUUGAAAAGUUUUGAAAGUUUAAUGAAAAGUAAAAGUAGAUGGGAAGCUGAAGAAGUGAUUGGAUUGGUUAAGGAACAUUUAGGGUCUAUUGAAUUUAUUGAUACGUGUUCUUUGGAAGCAAGGAGUAGAAGGGCGGAUCCUUAUCGUCUAUAA